Molecule: messenger RNA, 6590 nt
Organism: Alligator mississippiensis (American alligator)
Lineage: Eukaryota; Metazoa; Chordata; Crocodylia; Alligatoridae
Gene: PLXDC2
Product: plexin domain containing 2
Exons: 14
Coding region: 765-2336 (523 amino acids)
Source: RefSeq, a predicted model, not a curated record
GCUCGUGUCCCCGAUCGCUCUGUUUUGUGCCCCCCGCCCCCGCCCGCGGGCCACAAAUGUCCGCGAGCCCAAGAAGUCAGGCGCGAGCCUGGGUCUUUCAACUCGUCCUCGUCUGCGCGCUUUAGCUGGCAGCGGCUGCAGGGCCGGGCGCGCACGCCGCGGGAGAGCCGGCAGGGCUCGGGGGGUUUCUGGGGACGCGGCAGCUCCUCGUUAGCAGCCUUUCCUCCUCCUCCCUCUGAAUCCGGGGCGACCCCCCCGCGCCUCGCCGCGUCUCCCCGGGCGCGUGUGGGGAGCGGGAGCGGGGCGCCGAGCGCACUCCGGCUGCCUCUCCCGGGAGGACCGACCCGGCGCUGCCCGUCCUCCGUGUCGGCGCGGCUCGUUGCCGGCAGUGCCGGGCGGAGAGGCGGGAGGGCUCCCCGCUAUGGCCCGCCGCGCCUCUCCCCGCGCCUCCCCGGCAGGACGCAGCGGGGCCGGCUCGGGCCAGCCCGCGACUUAACCCCGCCAGGGCUGGGCUGGGCCGGGCCGGGCCGGGCCGGCCCCUCCUGAACUUCCCGGCUCCGGCGGCAGCGCGCGCGGCGCGGAGCGCGGGCCAGUCCCCUCCGACCGCCGCCGCCGCCGCGGGGCUGAGCUGGAAGUUGCGGGAGGACAAAGCAACGCGGAGCCGGUCCGGAGGCAUCGCCGAGGCGCCUCUCCCGCCCGCCCGCGCGAGCGCAGCCCCUGGAGCCGCGGCGCUGCGCUGCGCUCCCGCCCGCCCGCUCGGAGCCAUGGCCCGGCUCGGGGGCAGCCGCUGGGCCGCGGGGCUGCUCUUCGUCCUGCAGUGCCUCGCCGAGCGCGGCCAGCCGCCGCCGCCGCCAGGGGUGUUUUAUCAUGUUGUUCAGAGCUUUCCUCAAGUGGAUGAAAAUGUUCGAGUGGAUUCACAUGUAUACAGCCACAGGUGGAAAAGGCACUCGGAGUCUCUUAAAUCAGUCAGUACGAACAGAGCCAGCAUGGGGCAGGAUUCCUUAGAGCCCGGGGGCUUCACAGACUUGCUACUUGAAGAUGGACAUGACAAUACCACAGACAUUGAGGAGGAUACGGAUCAUAAUUACUAUACCUCGAGAACUUAUGGCCCAUUUGAAUCUACCAGCCGAGAUUUGUGGGUGAACAUAGACCAAAUGGAAAAAGACAAAGUAAAAAUCCAUGGGAUUCUCUCCAAUACUCAUCGACAAGCAGCAAGAGUGAAUCUGUCUUUCGAUUUUCCAUUUUAUGGCCAUUUUCUACGUGAAAUUACUGUGGCAACUGGGGGUUUCAUAUAUACUGGAGAAGUUGUUCAUCGAAUGCUCACAGCCACACAAUACAUUGCACCUCUAAUGGCAAAUUUUGACCCCAGUGUAUCAAGAAAUUCAACAGUCAGGUACUUUGAUAAUGGCACAGCACUGGUUGUCCAGUGGGAUCAUGUACAUCUCCAGGAUAAUUACAGCCUGGGCAGUUUCACUUUUCAGGCUACACUUCUCAAUGAUGGGCGUAUCAUUUUUGGAUAUAAAGAAAUUCCUGUCUCAGUGACACAGAUCAGUUCAGCCAACCACCCAGUGAAAGUGGGACUCUCGGAUGCGUUUGUGGUGGUGCAUAGGAUUCAGCAAAUUCCCAAUGUCCGUAGAAGAACGAUUUAUGAGUACCACAGGGUUGAGCUACAGAUGUCAAAGAUUACUAAUCUAUCAGCUGUUGAGAUGAUACCUCUACCCACCUGUCUCCAAUUUAACAGCUGUGGCCCAUGUGUCACUGCCCAGAUCGGCUUCAACUGCAGCUGGUGUAAUAAACUCCAAAGAUGUUCCAGUGGAUUUGAUCGUCACCGGCAAGACUGGGUAGACAGUGGCUGCCCUGAAGAGUCAAAAGAUAAGAUUUGUGAAAAGAACAUAGGCACAACUGAGAUACCGCCUCACACUACCACUGCCAUGCAACCAACCACUACGAAGUUCAGAGUUUUAACCACCACCAGAGGAUCCACAGCAUCCCAUCUACCAACAAGCCUGCCCACAGAAGAUGAUACCAAGAUAGCUUUGCACCUAAAGGAUAAUGGAGCCUCUACAGAUGAUAGCGCUGCAGAAAAGAAAGGUGGAACUCUUCAUGCUGGUUUAAUUGUUGGAAUUCUAAUAUUGGUCCUCAUUGUAGCAGCAGCCAUCCUGGUGACUGCCUAUAUGUACCAUCAUCCGACAUCAGCAGCUAGUCUCUUCUUUAUUGAGCGUCGUCCAAGCAGAUGGCCUGCCAUGAAGUUUCGAAGAGGCUCUGGACACCCUGCCUAUGCUGAAGUGGAACCAGUUGGAGAAAAAGAAGGCUUCAUUGUAUCAGAGCAAUGCUAAAAUUUCUAGGACAGAGCACCAGUACUGGCCUACAGGUGUAAGACAUUUACAUUGCCUCUCUUUAAAGAAAAGGACCACUAGACUGCUCUAGCCUGGUAGAAAGACGUUUUUUGGAUAAGCCUUUUCCAAGAAGAAAAAAUAAUCUAUGAUACCAGAUUCCACUGCACAGAAGGUUCCCGUAGUGGAAUGAGGUACAGUAGUUCAUUCAGAACUUGCUGAGUGGCACCCUUGGUAUCAGAACUAUGGCACAGCUGCUGUUCUACUGGCUUAGGCAUGGGGUUGCUUAGGAAACCAGAUAAUACUAUAAAGCUUUUGGUGCACAAGGGUAUGACCCUUUUGUUCAAGUGUUCUUCUCUGGUGUCUCAAAAAUAAACUGAGUUACAAAUGAGCAGCCCUUUCAUACAAAGAGUAAUGAUUCCUGUUCACAAGGUUGCUGAGAAAAAUGAAUUCAAUGCAGGUUAAAAAAAAAAGCAAUUUUCUAUACUUCUACAAGUGAAUGUGGAAAUAGUUUUGAUUUUUCAAUGCUAAACUAGCAUAACCAAGUGAGUGACUGAGUUACAGUAAGUUGUAUGUUCUUUCCAAGAGUAGUAGAAUGUUUCUUGUACUUUGUUGGUUAAUAUCCUUUAAACAAGUCAUGAAAAAGAAUCUUAAUGUUAACACAAGCUGGUAAGAAACAAAAUAACAAGGAGUUUUCACUAUGGUGAAAUUAGGCUUUCUUAUCAGAGUUCACGGUGAAAUUGGGCUAAUUUUCAGUUUCAAUAUUCACUAAAAAUUAAGCAUUGGGUUUGUUUGAAGGGAUGUCCCUUGCAUUUUCGUGCAGAGGGUUGAGAUGAAGGCAACAGAUAUUUUGGCUGAUGAUGGAAGAAAUCAACAUGGAAUAUUUCUCAGGCAAUGCAAUGAGAAAAUGUUGAGAUUUUAAACAAAUAGGUUUUUAUCCUUUGCCAUUUCAUUGCGAGUCUUUCCUGAGAAGCAUUGCAAGAGAUACAAAAUCAAAGUCUUAUUACAGAACCCUGCUGAGUCAUACAGUGAUUUUGUUUAAUGCACAUAGUAGUUGCAUAAAUAUAUAUAUAAAUAUAUUUUUUUUAUAGCUAACACAAGGCAGGCUCUUGUGACUGUUAACACUGCAUUUUUGUCAUCCAGACGAAGGAAACGGAUUGCAUUACUGCAUAUUUCCACUGAGUUGUAAAAUAAUUCUUCAUAUUAGAAUAUUUUUAUGUUGCCUAGGGAAGGUGGUUGGUUUAGUUGCAGUGCUAUCACUUUUCUGCCUAGGGAACCAUCUUUUCUUUAUUAUAUCAACCCUUUUCUUCACUGACCAGGGAAAGACAAGAUUAUAAAUUCCCCAGUGAAAAAUAGAGAUAUUCAUUUGGGUGGAAGAUCUGAGGCCCAGAUCUUCAGGAGAAGUUAGGCACUUAAUACCUUGAGGAUGUGUGCCUAGCCUACUCAAAUUUUAAAUUCAGGUAUUGUAUGUACAUUUCAUUGUGGUCUUUGACUAUCAGAUCUUUUACAUACUGUACAAACAGAGUCAUUUGAAUCAUUCUUAUGCAUAGUAUUCAACAUUUGCAGUUUCAGGUCUCAAGUAGUUUAGACACCUUGUAGGUACCACCUUAAAAUGCAGUUAUUUACAUUUCCUGUUGAUGCUUGUAUGGUCUAAAUUUGAUUACUUAUUUCUGUUUUAAAAAAUAACAUAAUUUCUACUUGUUAUUUUCUUCAGUAAAUAAUACAAUACUGUAUUUUCUGUAUUCAUUCUUUAUUCUGUGUAAUACAUUUUUUUGUCUGCUUUACAGCAUCCCUUGUGAGAUUUGAAAUGUUCAAAACAUAGCUAGAAUUAAUUUGAAGCUACUAACCACCAUGUCUUGAGGUCUGGUGAAAUACCUGCAGCAAUCACUCUUCAAUUUGUAUGGCUCUGUCAAUCCCUGUUUCUAAUAGGGAGGGAUUAAAUUGCAGGCUGGUAAUUCAGAUAGCAAUAACCAAAUGUAUUCACAUAUAUAUCUGAUUACACUUAUUUUAAAAAAGAUGACGGUGCACAGAAUUUAAAAAAAAAAACUUUGGCGAUCUGAGGCUUGCUAUCCGUUUCUCUGGGUUGUUCAAGGUAGACGGAAAAUUUAGGUUUGAUUGCUUUAAUAAAUAGGAUUGAUUCGUCUAAUAAAACAAUUAAAGAAUUUUUGCUUGGAAUUUUUGAAGCAUGGUCUGCUGUCCCUUUGCCAAUUAAAAUGCAUUUUAUUCUACAGCACAUUCAAUCAGUAUAUAAAUAUUAAUUUUACAAAAAGGCAUCUGUAUAAUGUUGCAAUAUAUUUGAUUAAUAUUAAUGCUCACACAAGGAAGGGCUACUCAUUAUGGGUUUGCAAGUUCAGACCUUGACUCUGAGAGAGGAAAAAAACUGGAUCCAGUCAUACACAGUUGAUGUCAUGCAUAGAACCAAUUGGUCAGUUAAGUGCUUAAAUGAGACAUAAGGCAGAAUUUAAGAACCUAAGUCAUGGAAAGCAAUCCAGAUCAACUCUACUUCACCUUCUUAGGCACCUCCAUUUGACCUUAAAAAAUCCCUAGGCGCUUAAACUUCAGCUCCUGAACAUGCUCAGAUAUCAUCCAGUUCAAAAAACUAAAUACCGCAUAAGUGCCACUGUGAUCCAGGUAGAAGGAACCUAUAUUACUAAAUGGACCGAUCCAUUAGGCACCAUAAAGUACAUCUAACUCAGGCCAGCAGAACUGAGUCAGUCACUCUUACUAGAAAACAUGGUAGCUGUGUUGCCCUUUCCUUUAGUUAAAGGAAGUCAGAGACUUGGGUUCUAGGCCAUCCCAGUUUUAGGGUUAUAAACACAUCUUUUGCCUCCUAGGAGGGUACCUUAUCCCCCAAGUUAUUAGAAAAAGUCAGGUGGGAAGCAUCCCUCCCCCCAUUCUUCCUGCUGAAAAUAGGCCAUUUGACAUGCAAGAGUACAAGGGUCAUGGGGGCCAGGAGAAGAGGAAACAGGAGGGAACACGUAUGACUGCAGCCCAGUGAUGAGAGCACUUCCUGGGAUGGGAACACCAAGGUUCUAAUCCCCGCUCCCAGGACUGCUUAUGAUUUUUACUUUAGACAGUCUUUGGCUUUAAAAACCAAAAAUAAUCCUGGUAGCCAGCUGGCAGCCUUUAUCACGGAACUGCAGCCAUUCUCCUGCUUCCUCACUGUCUUUCAUGCAUGCUGGCCUGGGCUGUAGGCCACGGGGAGUAAAGUGUAGCACACAUUUUUUUAGCCUUUGCAACUCAAAAUGGGCGGGGGGGGCAGAGAAUCUGGAUCUGGCCCAGAGUUAACAGUGAAGCUGUCAGAAUAUUUGUCAUGUUUGACCACAAUAAUUUUCAUAUGCAAUAUUUUUUUCUUUGUCUCCCCCCCCCCCCCCCCCCCCCCCCCCAAAGCUGGAUGAAAAAUGUAUGUGUUCAGAAAUAUUCAUUUUGUAACAGUCCUUAAAAUCAUCAAGAAUCAUUUUUUUCACUCUUUGCCCAUCUUUUAGAAAUUCAUGGCAGUUUUCACUUAAUAAAGGACACGUAAGAAAUAUCUUAAUUUACUUGAUUUGACCUUCCUAUACUAUUACAUACUUCGGAAAUAUGCCAUGAUAAGUUACUGAAUUUAUUUAAACAACCAACAGGCAUAUUUCUGUCAACAGAUAAAGUGACCCCCGCCAGAUUAUUGUACCAAAAAAUGUUAAGUGACACAACCAUCUGUAACUGGUGAUGCGGUGGCGGAGUGUGUCCGCAGUCUGACCCACCAUGCGAGCGGCGCGUGAUCACAAUGUUAAGUAGGGCAUGAUCACCUGUGGUCUAGCCAACCAAAGACCACCUAAUGGACAUGGCUGGCCAGCAUGUCCAUGUGUUCCAGAACUUACCAUCAGGGGAGCUUUUUGAUUGGCUAAAAAUUUUAUAUAGGGGACCGCACGCCUUGGUGAGGGGUCCCCGGGCUCCGACUCUCGAGACAGACUGAUCACCUGUCUUGGGGCCUGGUCAGACCCCUAGGUCAGCAGCAGAAGCUGCUCUAGUUGCUCCGAGCGCCAUAGCUUACUGCCUCGCAAAUCCGGAACGUCCUGUACCUUGUCCUAGCCAGACAUUGUACUUGUAUCGUACUUAUACUGCGGUCUUCACCCGUCACCCGUCGCUUGUCCGUCAUCUGUAUUCCCUUGCUGUUGUAUAUAGUUUAUCAUCUGUAUCGUUCUCCAAGUCGUAUCACCCACCAAGUUAUUUCGACCUACCAUUCGACUGUUGUGUAAGUAAACAUCAAGCUUUAUUUCA